GGUAUGGUUCAAGUUCUUAUCACAUAAAUUUGUGUAAAUGAGAUUUUAUUAGUUUCAUGACACUUUUUUUGCCAGGAAUACUACCAUAUGAGAUUGGCCAUCUUCAGAGUCUGGUUGAGUUUGGUGUUGAAUUCAAUCAAAUUGCGGGCUCAAUUGAUUUCAAUAUUUUCAUGAAUAUGUCUUCUCUGCAAAACAUAUAUCUAUGGCGCAACAAAUUCACGGGGAACCUUUCAAGGGAUGUCGGGAAUAUUACCAUGCUAACAGAGUUACAGCUCGAUGAAAACCAUUUAACAGGUACAACAGAGUAAUUUUCAUGUAAAUUGUCUGUUUAGCUACAAUAUGUGUUUUUAGUUACAGUUUUGAAAUCUCAUAUUUUGCAGGGCUUAUUCCCACUGAAUUUGGCCAACUUUACCGGUUGGAGAUAUUAACAUUAUCAUUCAACACCUUGAGUGGUUCGAUUCCACAUGAGCUCUUUAACAUUUCAACUCUUCGGAUUCUUGCACUUGCCGGCAAUGCUCUGUCAGGGUUUCUUCCAACCCAUUUAUGCCAUGCCUCUCCCUUUCUUGAACAACUUUAUCUUGGCAGUAAUUCUAUCACCGGAGCAAUACCCAACUCCAUCUCUAACUGUUCUCAACUCACAAUUCUCUCACUUUAUGAGAACAAAUUCAGUGGUUAUAUACCUACUCAUCUCGGUAACCUAAGACUUCUUCAAAAUCUUCAACUGUUCAGCAACAAUCUUACCCAGGCACCAUCAUCUUCCUUCAUUACUUCAUUGACAAAUUGCAGGUGUCUAACUGAUUUGGGAUUUGAUGAUAAUCCUCUAAAUGGUGUCAUUCCAGCUUCUGUCGGGAACUUAUCAUCCUCACUUCGAACAUACACUGUCGGCAACUGCAAAUUCAGUGGCAGCAUUCCUGUUGAAAUAGGAAAUUUAAGCAAUUUGAUGACAUUGGCUUUGCAAGGCAAUGAGUUAUCUGGUAAUAUUCCACUAACUAUAAGCCAUUUGCAUGAACUUCAAGGAUUAAAUCUGUCUCAUAACAAGUUGGGAGGCUCAAUACCACAUGCUAUAUGUGAUCUAUUCAGCCUCGAUACUUUAGUUAUGAGCAAGAAUCAAUUUUCAGGCCCAAUUCCUAAAUGUCUGGGAAAUGUUUCUUCUUUAAGAGUUCUAUAUCUAGACUCCAACAUUUUGAAUUCAAGCAUACCAUUAAGCUUAUGGGGCCUAAAAGAUUUGAUCACUCUAGACUUGUCCUCGAAUUCAUUAAAUGGGUUCUUACCACAAGAGAUAAGUAACUUAGGAGCAACAAUAUAUAUAAACCUAUCGAUGAAUCAGUUGUCAAAGUCUAUUCCUAGCACUAUUGGGAAGUUGCAGAAUUUGAUCAAUCUGUAUUUGGCAAAUAAUAUACUAGAAGGUUCUAUUCCUGUGUCCAUGGGAAGCAUGAUCAGUUUGGCAAAUCUCGACUUGUCGUACAACAACCUCUCUGGUUCAAUUCCAAAGUCUUUAGAAACACUUCAACACCUCGACUACUUUAAUGUCUCUUUUAAUAGUUUAAGUGGAGAAAUUCCUAAUGGAGGUUCUUUUAGAAACUUCACUAUGGAUUGUUUUAAGGGUAAUGAGGCAUUGUGUGGAAUCCCCAAGUUCCAUGUCCAAAUUUGCUCUUCAAUUUCUAAUCACAGAUCAAAGAGAAAGAAGGUGGAACGAGCUUCAUUUAUUGUUUUCGGGGUUGUGGCUUUCAUCUCAGUUGUUUCUUUGGCCUUUAUAAUUGUCAAAAACAAAAGGAAAGAUAAGACGACUAGCAGAGAAGUUGAUGAGUUGAAAUCUAUUGUGCCAGAAAGAAUCUCUUAUUAUGAACUGCUGCAAGCAACAGAAAGAUUCAAUGAAAGCAAUUUACUUGGCACCGGGAGUUCUUGCUCUGUUUAUAAGGGAAUUCUUAACAAUGGGAAGGAUAUCGUUGUCAAGGUGUUUAAUAUGCAGCUAGAAGGUAUUUUGAGAAUAUUUGAUGUCGAAUGUGAGAUACUACGUAGCAUUCGACACAGGAAUCUGACAAGCGUCAUAAGCAGUUGCUCCAAUGAAGAGUUCAAGGCAUUAGUACUUGAAUAUAUGCCAAAGGGAAACCUUGAAAAAUGGUUAUAUUCCCACAACUAUUACUUGAAUAUGAUGGAAAGAUUGAAUAUAAUGAUUGAUGUUGCAUCUGCUUUGGAGUAUCUUCACCACGGUUAUUCAAUGCCCAUUGUCCACAGCGACUUGAAGCCUAGUAAUGUGCUGUUAGAUGAAGACAUGGUUGCCCAUGUAAGCGACUUUGGGAUAGCAAAGUUGUUAUGCGAUGGAGAUAGCUUUGUGUUAACCAACACGCUAGCAACAUUCGGUUACAUCGCUCCAGGUGAAGUUUCUCUAAAUAUAUCGAUUGCACUUCACUUUCAAUCAAUUAAUUGUGUCUUCCUUACUGCACAUAUCAUGAUUUUUGUUGUUCCAGAGUAUGGCUUGGAAGGGCUAGUUUCAACAAGGUGUGAUGUGUAUAGCUACGGGGUGGUGUUGAUCGAAACUUUUACGAGAAAAAGGCCUAGUGAUGAUAUGUUUUGCGGAGAUAUGAGCUUAAAGAGAUGGGUAGAACUCUCACUUUCGGAGAUCCCGGAUGAAGUGAUAGAUGCCAACUUAGUCAUGAAUUUGGAGGAAGAAUUGAUUGACAAGAAUAUGCAGUGUGUAUCAUCCAUACUUGAAUUGGCUCUGAAAUGCUCUGCCAACUCUCCCGGGGAUAGAAUCAACAUGAAACAAGCACAUGCAGAGUUGCAGAAAAUCAAACAUCGAUUUUCCCAAUGAAAUUCAAGUAAGCUAUUUUAAAGUUCUAUGUUAUUUCUAAAAGCAUAUUGAUAUCCCAAAUUUCUAUGGCAAAAUUAACUAAUGAAGUCUUCUUCAUUUGGUGGCUUUGAUGAGACAUGCAGUGGAUAGUUGUGAGGUGGAUGACAUAAAGAAUGGAAAAUGUUGUUCUUUAUUAUUACCAUGGAAGGUAUGCUAUAUGUGGAAUAAUUGUGUCUCUGUUUCUUCCUAUGCUUUAUCCAGUAGUAUUCUAUCUUUUCAAGACCUUUGUUCUUGUGUUUUACUUUCUAGUUAUUCCAGAGAUGCCGUGCAGGUCAUAUGUAUUAAUGAUUAAUGAUAAUUUAAUUAUGUACUCUUAUUAAUUUGUUGUCUUAAUGCGAAAGUAAAAUGAAAUAUACUACUAAGUAAUAUGGGUUGGAUUUUGAACAUGCAUGUUGUAUAUGGGCUGGAUUGUAUUUGUUGAUAAUUUGGGUUGCCAAUUUAACUUUUUGUUACAUAUUGUGUUUUGAAUGGAUAAUUAUGAAAUCAUUUAAUUUUUUCUAAUUUGGGUUGGCACCACGUAUUGCCACAUAUUAAGUGAAUAACGCCACAUAGGAAAAUUUCGACUUUGGAUUUGACUGGAAAAACCGUCAUGGGAAAAUUAGGAAAAAUCAAUAGUUGGGGGGUUUUUUGUGGGAAGUUCAAAGUUUGAGGAAAAAAAUGAAAAAUGACUAUAGUUUAAGGAUUUAGAGCGAAUAAGCCCAAAUAAUAAAUAAUAGUAUAAAUUAAAAAAUGAUUAUUUUUUAAUCUUUGAAACUUUUAUUCCGAAGCGCGGAUUUUGCAUUGGAAUACCUUGGAAGCCCUCUAUCACGUAUCACAAUUUUGGUGUGCCACAUGGACAAAAUAAUAUGUUUACUUAGAGAAUUAUAUAUAUUAACGCUAAUAACCUAUAAUGGGUUGUUGUUAGAAUGGCCCACGGUGCUGUUAUUAAUAUUAAUUAACCUAAAAUAAAACCUAAUUAUUAAUUUUAAAUUGAGUUUAUUAAUCUCCCUCCGUCCUAUUACAAAUACCUCGCUUUUCAUAAUGGAAUGUCCUAUUACAAAUGUCUCAUUUCAUUUUGUGGGAAUGAUCACAUAUAGCCCUUUUUGUUAAAACAUAAGUUUUAUAGCCCUAGUCUAUAAUAAAUAAGUUAUAUAGCCAUUUUAGGCUUAAAAGAUUAUAAUACCCAUUGACUUUUUUGUAACUUCGAGUACUCGAUGGUGUACUCGAUGACACCACCGAGUACACCAUCGAGUACUCGAUGAUGUACACGAUGGUGCCAUCGAGUAAUGAAAAAAAUGAAGUUUUUCUAUAAUACUAUCGAGUAAUCGAAGUAUUCGAUGGUGUACACGAUGGCACUAUCGAGUACUCGAUGGCACUAUCGUGUACACCAUCGAGUACAAAAAAAUCAAAGGGUGUUAUAGUCUUUUAAACUUAAAAUGACUAUAUAACUUAUCUAUUAUAAACUGGGGCUAUAAAACUUAUGUUUUUAUGAAAGAGGGCUAUAAUGAGAUUUCCCUCUUUCAUUUUUGGCAACAUAUUCUCUCUUAGGUGCUUCAGCUUUGCCACUUGAUCAGCUAAGCCUCAUCGACAAUAGAUAAUUAAAUUAAGUACACAUAAAUAUGGUGCUUGCUCAUAUCAUAUUAAGACGGUGUAUAUAUGUUUUGUGGGUUUCAACUGAGAGAAUUAAAUUGAAUUGAAACGCAUCUAACUAUCUAGUUUCGCCAAAUUAUUAUAAAUACUUAAAGCAUUCAACAUUUUAUAAAACAUCCAAAAAAGAGAAUAUUUCAAACACUUCAAUUUGAUCUAUACUUAAAUAGCCAUGAUUCAAAUCCUAUUUUUCUUCGUUAUUGGUGGAGUAAUAGUGAAUGAAUCUCAAGCACAUCGUCAGAUCGAGUUGAUGGGUACACUUGCUUCAGCAAAUAA
Messenger RNA from Salvia miltiorrhiza (redroot sage), 4753 nucleotides. Its product is annotated as probable LRR receptor-like serine/threonine-protein kinase At3g47570. Lineage: Eukaryota; Viridiplantae; Streptophyta; Magnoliopsida; Lamiales; Lamiaceae. Bases 941 to 2812 code for a protein of 623 amino acids. The transcript has a single exon. Gene Ontology annotation, biological process: protein phosphorylation. Gene Ontology annotation, molecular function: protein binding; ATP binding; protein kinase activity. The record is from RefSeq and is a predicted model, not a curated record.